This is a messenger RNA of Lathyrus sativus (Indian pea), 642 nucleotides long. NCBI's taxonomy places the organism in Eukaryota, Viridiplantae, Streptophyta, Magnoliopsida, Fabales, Fabaceae. The record is from the annotation of a GenBank genome assembly.
AUGACCUGGUUUGAUUUUUUUAGUUGUUCAGCAUUUUCUUGCGCAUUCAGAAUUUCUUUGGGUACGGUCAGAGAAGAAGAUACCUUAAAUAUUCUCCUCGAGUUUGUUCCGGGUGGAUCCAUAUCUUCACUGUUGGGGAAGCUUGGAGCUUUCCCUGAGGCUGUCAUAAGAACUUAUACGAAGCAAAUAUUGCUUGGACUCGAGUACUUGUACAAAAAUGGAAUCAUGCAUAGGGACAUUAAGGGGGCCAAUAUUCUUGUAGAUAAUAAAGGAUGCAUAAAACUUGCAGAUUUUGGAGCAUCCAAACAGGUCGUUGAGCUGGCUACCAUGUCUGGUGCCAAGUCGAUGAAGGGUACACCAUAUUGGAUGGCUCCCGAAGUUAUUCUCCAGACUGGGCAUAGCUUCUCUGCUGCCAUAUGGAAUGUGGGUUGUACCGUAAUUGAGAUGGCCACAGGAAAGCCUCCUUGGAACCAGCAAUACCAGCAAGAGGUUGCUGCUCUCUUCCAUAUAGGGACAACUAAGUCUCAUCCACCUAUCCCUGAUCAUCUCUCUGCUGUAGCAAAAGAUUUUCUUCUAAAGUGCUUGCAGAAGGAACCAAUCUUGAGGCUAUCAGCAUCAGAACUGCUUCAGGUGAUUCUAUGA